UAAUUUUUUUUUGAGAUCACGCUUUGAUCUUAAUAAUUGCUAAUUCUAUGGCAUCCUUAAAAAUUGAACUUAGUGCUGACACGUGUUUAUACAUAUUUAAAUAAAAAACUAUUAUAUUUAUAAUAUUUAAUAUUAAAAGUAAUUUUUUGAAAAUGAUCGUCGACGACAUUAAUGAAUGUGUAUUAAAAUUAAUAAAAGAUAUUCAUUACGGAGAUAUCAAAGGAGCUUACAAUAUUGUUAGUGCUACUGUUUCUGUUCUGAAAGAUAUUAUCAGUCAUUCAAAAUGGGAUACUGCAAAAAAUCUAAUGGAUAUUAUUACAAAGAAUGGAAAAUAUUUGAUCGAAUCAGUUCCACUUGAAGCUUCAAUCGGAAAUAUGGUAAGACGUAUAUUACUGAUAAUUAGGGAAGAAUAUAGAUCAGAGCUUAAAAAUAGAACAGAAGAAACGGAUCCUCAGGAAUCAUUACAUAAAAUUCUUACGGCUGAGCGUGAUCAAGACACUAAUUAUGAUAUUUUAGUGCUUUCUCUUAAAUCAGCUCUUAUCGAACAUAUAAAUGAAUUUGAGGUGGAACUAGAAACAUGUUCAGAAAAUAUUACACACCAAGCUUCAGAACACAUUCAUUCCAAUGAGAUUAUAAUGACUAUUGGCAAAUCAAAUUUAGUUGAAAAGUUCUUUGAGAAAGCUGCUACAACAAGAGCUUUUGAAGUUAUAGUGGCUGAAGGAGGUCCAUCUUUAAGUGGUCAUGAAAUGGCAGUUAACCUUGCAAAAGCUAAAAUUAAAACUACUUUAAUAUCAGAUGUAGCAAUUUUUGCAAUGAUGUCACGUGUAAAUAAAGUAAUCAUUGGUACUCAUACUGUCAUGGCUAAUGGAGGAUUAAGGGCAAUUUCUGGUUCGCAUACAGUUGCACAGGCUGCAAAGCAUUAUUCUGUACCUGUAAUGGUGUUACUACCUUUAUAUAAACUUUCACCACUUUAUUUAUGCUCACAUGAACAGGAUGGAUUUAAUCAACAUAUUUCUCCUACGCAAGGUGUAUUAGGUGGUGCUAAUGAACCUCUCAUGGAAAGAAUUCAUGCUUAUAAUCCGAUGUUUGAUUAUGUACCUCCUGAUCUUGUCACAUUAUUUAUCUCCAAUACAGGUGGAAAUGCACCAUCAUAUAUUUAUAGAUUACUUAGUGAGCUUUAUCACCCAGAUGAUUAUGAACUAUAACUUUACAGUAAUUUAGAAUAUUAUAAUAACAAGAAUGAGUUAAAUUACUCGUGAAUCAUUAAGGCAAUUUUUACAGAAAUGUUAAAUCUAAAAUUUAUAUAAAACGCAUAAGAGAGAUUCUUUUAUAAAAGUGAUUAUAAAACGCAUUGUCCUAAAUAGAGGAUUUUUAUAUAGAUAUAAUCUGCCUUUGUACUAAUGUAAACAAUUUUAAUUUUAUCAAAAGAUACUGAAACGGAUAUGCAGUAGAAUAUAUCCUAAAACGAUGUAUUUAUAUUACAAUGAUAUAAAAUUUUUUAACAAUCCA
This is a messenger RNA of Vespa mandarinia (Asian giant hornet), 1509 nucleotides long. It is a transcript of the gene eIF2Bbeta, whose product is annotated as eukaryotic translation initiation factor 2B subunit beta. The record is from RefSeq and is a predicted model, not a curated record. Lineage: Eukaryota; Metazoa; Arthropoda; Insecta; Hymenoptera; Vespidae. Gene Ontology annotation, molecular function: guanyl-nucleotide exchange factor activity; translation initiation factor activity. Gene Ontology annotation, biological process: translational initiation. Gene Ontology annotation, cellular component: eukaryotic translation initiation factor 2B complex.